AAACGGAAUUCCAAGCGGCGGUUUCACUGCCCCACUUUCUCAUUAUUCGUGUCACAAUUCAGGAAAACAUCCCUGAUUCAAGUUUCCAGCUUUCAUCUCAUUUCAUCAAAAUCCUUAUCAGAUUCAUUAUUCUUAAUAACUUCCUCUCGCCGCGGAUCUGAAUUCACUGCAUCGCAAAUCAUCGUCUCCAAUCGUACCGGGAAAGCUUGCGACGAUCCCCUUCCCGAACAAUGGAUCUUCCCACCACGGCUGCGCCGCUGGUUCGCUCUCCCAUGCUGGAGGUAGUCGAAGCUUGAAAGCCAGCAUUUUGCUGUUUCCUAUUUCCUUCCAGAUCACUGGACUGUAAUGAACACAGAGCAUUGGGGUCGAGCUUUGAUUGACGAGGAAUUUGGAAUCGGAGUUGAUCUCUUAGUUCCAUUUCUCUAGGAUGCAAUUUCUAAUACAGUUUCGGUCUAUGUGCUCCAUUGCAGGAUAAUGUUGAUUGACAUAGAGGUUUCAAGGGAAAUUGGUUCAAAUUGUAGAGGAUUAUAAGGAAAAAAUAACUUAAGAUCGCAUUCAGGUGGUCUGCAGUGAUGCUGCCGAGUAGAUUCUCUUUGUUCGGUGGCGGCGGGGUUCAAGACAAGGGAAGAAGUUCUUCUGUUGAUGGCAUGAAAAGUGAGCUAGUGCCGACCUUUAAGCUUCAAACUGAUAGAGAUGUAUAUAGGCCUGGUGAUUCCAUUUUUGUUACUAUUGAGAUAAGUAAUCCCUGUGAUGGAGCUGCUCAACAAGGCAUGCCUGCGGCAUCACUCUUAAUUGAAAGGCUUGGGUUCGAAAUUAAGGGGAUAGAGAAGUUGGAUAACCAAUGGUUUGCUACUCCAAAGCCUGUCUCUGGAUCCAGGCAAAGAAGAGGUGAACAUGUUUUCAUGGACUGCUCAACAUCCUCACUAGUUUCCAAUCAUGUCGUAUCCUCUGGUGCUACCAAAACAUAUGUUAUUCGUACAGUUCUUCCAAGCACGAUACCUCCAUCUUACAGAGGUGCCACCAUUCGAUAUAUGUACUAUGUUAAGGGUAUGCUAUCUGCACGAUGGCUGAUACUGGACAAUGGCCACUCCCGGAAGGAGUCAAGGAAUGACCUUAUUUUCCUAGAAGCUCGUAAUCCAUUGCAAGUAUGGGUGGCCCAAAAAAACAAUGGCUUGACAGUGGAAGAAGGUCCAAAUGAGGGGAUUGUUCCAGCCAAUAUAAUUCAACUCGACGUAUACUGGAGAGAGAUGGAUGGGGAAUCUGAAUGGGCCAGAGCCAAUGACAUAGAAGAUGCACUUGAGGAAGGGUAUGAAAGCUCAAGGGAUGAAGUAUCAUCCGUUUCUUCUUACAAUCCUGGCAGAGAAAGUAUACACAAAACAUUUGGAAGUUCCUUAUCGUUGCAAUCUGCUUCAGCAAGGUCUCCUACUCCGCCACUCCCUCGGCUCUCCGUGGCUGAGGUUCUAUAUGACCCCGCUACAGAUUUAUCAUCUUCGGACAAGAAUUCUGCAGUUGCCUCCCCAAGGUUGCUGCAGAAGACUGCAAAAUCCCAUAUUGAAGAUGAGAAUGCAGGGGUAUCUUCUGCAGCUCCAGCAAAAACUGAUGAACCUGCUCCAUCAGAAGGCUUUAGUCGAGGAAGGUCAUAUAACAUCAGGAUGGAUGACCGUGUCUUGCUCAGAUUUUCCCCAAGGAAUUCUGACUCUACUUACUACUUCAGUGAUAUGAUUGGUGGAACUUUAACCUUUUUCCAUGAAGAAGGAGCGAGGAGAUGCCUGGAGGUUUCAAUAACAUUGGAAACUUCAGAGACUAUAAGUCGGCGAUCUGUUCAUCCUUCUCGUAAAAAUUCACCAACAAUAACGAAGGUUCAGAGUGAUCAUCAUGAGGUUGUUGCAGAUUUGCAGCAGACAAGCUUUCUUUUCUCGAUCCCCAUGGAUGGGCCGAUGUCAUUUUCCACGCCCCGUGUCGCUGUACAAUGGGCUUUACGAUUUGAAUUCUUCACCACCCCAAAGAAUGUUGACUGGAGAAAAUAUGAGCAUCCACUCCUGAUCGAAGGGAGAGACAAGAGUGACUGGGUUCUGCCUAUCAUAGUGCACGCAACUCCUCCAGCGGCUCAAGCAGCCCAUGCCCGGAAUGAGAAGCUGUUUUCUCUGGACCCAUUAUGGGUUCAGACUUGAAUUUAGGGUGGUAUCGAUCUUCUGCAAACAUGACCCUCGAGAGCUACAGACAAAGCUUUCAGAUUCAGAUUGUGCAGUCCGGCUACUUACUGCAUUUGUCAUGUGGAAAGUCGCCUUCAAGAAGCCAACGCCAGUCGUCGGUCUGUAUAUCCAGUCCAGGUGAAAAUAGAAUCGGUUGCCCGUUUAAACGUUCAUAUAAUUUUGUAAACGUUAGCAAUGGCAGGAAGGAAGCCAUUCCAUUGGUUGGAUCCUUAGCCAAACAAAGCCUUCGUCUUCGUUUCCUACGUUGUUCUCUUUAUCCAGCUGGGGAAUGUAUUGCAGAUUUUCAUAAACAGUUAUCCAGAGCUUCGUGUGCUUCCUUUCGCUUUUCUAUUAGAUGAUUUCUUUUCGA
Molecule: messenger RNA, 2562 nt
Organism: Linum tenue
Lineage: Eukaryota; Viridiplantae; Streptophyta; Magnoliopsida; Malpighiales; Linaceae
Source: the annotation of a GenBank genome assembly